AUGGAAUCUACCGACCCCGCAACCGGCGCACCCCUCCCUGCCGAUGCCAUCCAGCGCAUUCUCUUCCUCGCCUCCGGCGCACACGUUUAUAAUAUCCCGCCCCUGGCCUCAAACAAGGGCUACACGGCCGCCGGCUGGACCGAACGCCAGAUCUUCACCGCGCGCCUGCGUGUUAUCGAAACAGCGUGGGAGACCAACGCUCCGCCCGUCCCUACACCCGUCGGCUCUGGCAGCGCCGUUAUCCCCGUUGCCCCGGGCGCGCCGGCCGGCAUUGCGACCAAGGAGAACCACAUCAAGGUCGACAUUGUCCUCGAGGACCCUUCGAACGGCCAGCUCUUCGCUGCCGCCCCGUACACCUCCAUCUCCGUCGUCGAGCCCGUUCUUGACUCCUCCCGCUUCUUCGCCGUGAGGGUGCAGGACGGCCAGGGCCGCAAGGCGGUGCUGGGUAUCGGUUUCGAGGAGCGGAGCGAGGCCUUUGAUUUCGGAGUUGCGCUGCAGGAGGCUCAGAAGAGCUUGGGCCAGUUGGAUGCGAGCCAAGCGAAGAAGGCGGCGGAGAACAGCAAGCGCGCCGAGGAGGAGAAGGCGAAGGACUACAGCUUGAAGGAGGGCGAGACCAUCACCAUCAACUUUGGGGGGUCAAAGAUUGGCCGCCGGUCGAGGCCCUCGGACGCCUCGCAGACGACGCCGCCUUCGGGAGCGGCACUACAGGCCUUCUCGCUACCGCCGCCCCCCGGCGCCUCCAAGAGCACCGGUAACGGCGGCUUCCUGCCCCCGCCGCCGAGCGCUGCGAGUGCCCGCGACCAGAAGCGCGAGAAGAGAAGAUCUGUGCAGGAUUUGGGUUUUGACGAUGGGCAGAAUGGAGAAUUUGCUUGA
Colletotrichum truncatum is the source of this 873-nucleotide messenger RNA. RefSeq lists its product as uncharacterized. The record is from RefSeq and is a predicted model, not a curated record. Lineage: Eukaryota; Fungi; Ascomycota; Sordariomycetes; Glomerellales; Glomerellaceae. Gene Ontology annotation, biological process: endocytosis. Gene Ontology annotation, cellular component: clathrin vesicle coat; membrane.